This is a messenger RNA of Bursaphelenchus okinawaensis, 8231 nucleotides long. The record is from the annotation of a GenBank genome assembly. Lineage: Eukaryota; Metazoa; Nematoda; Chromadorea; Rhabditida; Aphelenchoididae.
AUGAAGACUUCAAUAUUGCUCACAUUUCUGCUAAUAGGUAUGGAAUUCAUAAAGACUAAAAAAUUUGUUUUGCUUACGUUAAGGCCUAAACUAAAUGUUAGGUUUAUGCUUACGUUUCCGUUUAGGCUUAGCUUACACUGAGCCUUAGAAUUGCUUUUAAUGGCUCAGCUUAGGCUUAGCUUAGGCUUAGCUUAGGCUUAGCUUAGGCUUAGCUUAGGCUUAGCUUAGGCUUAGCUUAGGCUUAGCUUAGGCUUAGCUUAGGCUUAGCUUAGGCUUAACCUUGGCUUAUCAGCAGAGUAAAGCUAAGGCUCAGACGUGAACUUCUGUUAUAGUUGACUGAAGCUUAGUUUAGGCUCAGCUUAGUCUUAAUUUCUAGCUUAAUUUGAGGUUAGACUUAGCUUAGGCUUAAGAUCUUAAGAGUUAGAUAUAACAAUAAAAUUUAUUUUUGUUUGGUUGUUUUAGGACUGUGUCAAGCCAUAACACAAGAAUCGUUGGAAGAAGAAGAAUCUCUUCAUACGAAACGAGGCUACAACGUAUGUUAUUUUGACUCAAACACCUCAAUAACACGUAUUUUACAAUAAAAACUAUUUUUUCAGUUUCAAAAUCCAAUUCCAUCAACACCCCACUCUCCAUGGAUUAGUGGUCCUUCCGACAAAAAGUACCAAUUUCACAUUGGGCAACAGUCUUGGUUAGCAGCUAGAGAGAUAUGUCUCACCAACAAUGCUGACUUGGUGACUAUUUCAAACCAAGAUGAGCUGGACUGGAUCAUCAGUCAUUAUAAGCCACAGUCAAAACAUAUCAAGGAUAGACAAGUUCAGGUAGGGGGUUUGAUACCUUUUUCAAUUUUACUUAUUUGGUUUAUAGGUUAGUAAAUUUGGCCAAAUUUUAUAAUUUUCCAUUUUUGGUUGUCUAAAGAUUUUAAAAUUUAUAUUGUUUUAGAUUGGCCUAUACGCUGAUGUUGUUGAAGACGAGCUGACUCGUGAAUGGAGAUGGGUUAAUGGUGACUAUGUUAACAAUUCUGCUUUGUAAGUACAUUUUAUAUUUUGUAGGUUAGGAUUAAACUAUGAUAUAAUGGGCUAGGUUAACCUAAGCUGGACUUUUCUUAACUGGUCUUAGCUAGGCAGGGCUAUGUUGGGCGGGCUUGGCUUGGGUUGCUUUGUUUGGGCUGGCUCUAAGCUGGGCUGGAGUAGGCUGGGCUUGAACUCGCUUGCCUUGGCUAAUCUCGGCUUGCCUUGGGCUAAGUUUUAAUUGGCUGAAUGUAGUUUGGCUGGGCUUGGCUGGGGUUCUGAGCUAAAACUCUGGGCUAGGGCUCUGGGCUAGGGCUCUAGGCUAGGGCUCUGGGCUAGGGCUCAAGGCUAGGGCUCUGGGCUAGGGCUCUGGGCUAGGGCUCUGGGCUAGGGCUCAAGGCUAGGGCUCUGGGCUAGGGCUCUAGGCUAGGGCUCUGGGCUAGGGCUCUGGGCUAGGACUCUGGGCUAGGACUCUGGGCUAGGGCUGUGGGCUAGGGCUGUGGGCUAGGGCUGUGGGCUGGGGCUGUGGGCUAGGGCUGUGGGCUAGAGCUCUGGGCUAGAGCUCUGGGCUAAGGCUCUGGGUUAAGGCUUUGGGCUAGGGCUCUGGGCUAGGGCUCUGGGCUAGGGCUCUGGGCUAGGGCUCUGGGCUAGGGCUCUGGGCUAGGGCUCUGGGCUAGGGCUCUGGGAUAGGGCUCUGGGCUAGGACUCUGGGCUAAGGCUCUGGGCUAGGGCUGUGGUCUAGGGCUGUGGGCUAGGGCUGUGGGCUGGGGCUGUGGGCUAGGGCUGUGGGCUAGGGCUGUGGGCUAGGGAUUUGGGCUAGAGCUAUAUUGGCUAAGGCUGUGGGCUAGGCCCUCGGGCUAAGGCUGUGGACUAGGGCUCUGGGCUAAGGCACUGGGCUAAGGCUCUGGGCUAGCGGUUUAUUUUGUUUUAAUCGAUUAUAUCCUUUAGAUCCUGGGUCUCCGGAGAGCCAUUUGAUCACUCGAACGGUCGGGAACGUUGUGGUCUCUUAAACAUCAACACGAAAACGUUGGACGACGUUGACUGUGAACUAGGUGGGAAUCCAGUUCGCUUCUACAGAUUCAUCUGUCAACGUACUCUAAGUCAACAUAUUAAGCAUGAAGAGCUGAAUAACCCACUAUGGAAGAAACUUGAAGAUAUAUUGGUGUUCUUUGGUAUUAGUGACAGAACGACGGCUAAGAACGACACAAAAUCUCACGAAGAUUUGAAACCAACGCCAUUGGAAGAAGAGGAGGAAGAAGAUGAAAAGCUGACGAGAGUUACACCUACAGCUGAGCCUACUACGCCUACGGUUAAGUCUACUGAAAGUCCAAAAGAAGUGAAGUUAGAGCCAAUCAAGCCUGAAGAAACGUUGAAGAAGGAUGAUAUUGUUAGUGAAAGUGAUAAAAAGAUAAUCAAGGUAGGGUUUUUAAUUUUGAUAUGCCAUAUUUAAGUGAACUAAGCUUAAGCCUAAUAUUGCUAAGCUCGCUAAGCCAAACUUGUAAAUCUUAAGCGUACACUCAGUCAGCCUAACCCGUUUAUUAUAAUUAAGCCUAAAAAAAUUUUAAGUCUAACAAAUCUAGGCUUGCUGAGCAAAUUCUACUAAGCCUAAGUCUACUAAGCCUAAGCCGACUUAUCCUAAGUCUACUAAGCCUAGCCUAUUAAGCCUAAGCCUACUAAGCUUAAGCUUACUAAGCCUAAGCCUACUGAGCAGAGUAUACACCUAUAAAUAAGGCAACACCAAAGAAAUAGAAAAAUUAUUGCGCUGUUACCUAAUGUAUUGAUAUAACAAAACAACUUUAGGUAAAUUGCAAGAAACCGUAUUAUGCAACUUUUUCUUAUGUAAUGUUAUUACUUUUUGUAAUAUUUGCCUCGGUGUAAAACGACCCAACAAAUGACUGCGAGUGCUGGGAUUUGCUCCGUAUUUCUGCGAGCGGUCAUUACUUAGUGGUUAAAAAAAAUUUUGAUACGAUUGAACUGGCUUUUCAUUUACCAUAUCCUUAACCGCAAAAUUUUAAAUAGAACUAAGCCUAAGUUUUUCUAGUCGGUUAAGUCUAAGAAUAUUAGGUUUAAACAUACGAAGCAGAAACUUACUAAAGUUAAGCCUACUAAGCCUAAACCUACUAAACCUAAGCUUAAUAAGCUUAAACCUACUUAGCCUAAGCCUACUAAGCCUAAGCGUACUAUGCCUAAGUCUACUUAGUUUAACUUUACUAAGCUUACUAAUCUAAAGCCUUUUAGUCUAAAACUAAAAGUUAUAAACCUAAUUCGCUAAAGCUUGCUAAGCUUAUACAUAAUAAGUGAAAGACUAUUAAGCCUAAGCCAGCUAAGCUUAUUAUAUGUAAGCCUACAAAAUAUAAUUUUCACUUUCUUCAGCCCCACUCCCAAGCCUUCGGAACCAAAAUUGUUGAAGUAGUGCCAACAAAAGAAGAUUCAGACCUUCUACCAUCCUCCAACUUUGAACCAUUGCAAGAUUCAGCAAAAGUGGAAUCAGAAACCCUAUCACCAGUAAGAACAACUCGUGCCGACCCAUUGGCUCACUUGGCCGAUACCUUGGAGAAUGUCAGUUUUGAUGGUGCUGAUGAUGACAAAAUGAAAAAUUUGGAGAGAAUCAUCUCGGCCGUUCACAAAAUGGUCGAUGACGAAAGUGACAAGGUGGGUAGGGUAAGAGCGAAUGGAAAACGGAUUGUUUUUGGUCCUGUUGCGGCGGAUUUUAAGCGGAAUGCCACUUUGAAUGUUGAGUCUGUUUCUUCGAAGUCUGAGGUUGAAAAUGCGGAUUCUGAAGCUUCUAAAUCUCACCAUCAAAGUCUAAAUUCAAGUUUAUCAAAGUCUGAUUUUGAAACUUUGAAACCCACUUUUGAAGCUUCAAACCCAGUUUCCGAAGGUUCAAGCUCUGAUUCUUCAGCUCAAGAUUCUGAUUUAUUAGCUUUGGCUUCUGAUAACUUUGAAAAUAGUCCUUCAAACCCCGAAUCUGAAGUCCAUUAUCAUCAUAUUUUCAAAACUUCUUCUGAAUCCUUAAACGAAAACAUGUCAAACGGCCCAAUCUUUGAUAAAAAUUCAAAUUCUAGGUCUUUCACCAACCCUAGACCAAUCUUUCUUAGCCGAAAUCCUAAUUCUCAUCUCUCAAACUCCAACUCAAGACCUUCAAACUCUAAUUCAAGACCCCAUUUUUUCGAUAUAAACACAGAAAUGUCGUCUUCUGAGUAUGAUAUCCCAAAUCCUGGUGAACUUUUUAGCAAGUUAUUUGAUGGGCUCUUCAGUAGAAUUAGGCCACAGCUAUUUGAUAAGCCAGAUAGUAGGGAUAGUAGAUGGCUUAGUCAUAGACAUAGGAAUAGAAAGCUUGAAAAUGAUGGUGCUAACUUCAAUAGUAAUGGUAAUAGUCAUGGUGAUAGUAGCAAAAAUAGAGAAAAUGGUCCUUCAGAAGAUAAAAAAGAGGCUGUAACGACUAAAAAUGGUCCUAAUGGUCCUAGUGGCCCUAAAACGAAAGAUAACCAAAUAGAUGAAAAGCAGCGUAUAUAUGGAUCUAAAAAUCAGAAGUUGAACCCAAUUGCACCUUCUGACACUUCAGAAUCGAAUUUCGAAUCUUCUGGUCAAGAAAUUGAGAUUCCUAUCACAGUAUUCAAUAAAGAACACAAAGACGAUGAAGUAGAAUAUAAAGGAGAUAAAGGAGAUGAUGAAGAGUCUGGAGAACAUGAAGAAAAGAAAGAAGGAGAUAAAGAACAAAAAGAAAAGGAUGAAGAAAAUGAAGAACAUAAAGAAGAAAAAGUGAAACAAGAAGAACAUAAAGAAGAAAAAGCAAAUCAAGAAAAACGAAAAGAACAACACAAACAACAAAAAGAAAACAAGGCCCAACAUAAACUAAACCAAGAACAAUUUACUGAAGAAAAUAUAGAAAUAAACGAAGAACCAAGAACCACCACCCCAAAAAUAGAGCCUCACUGGGUAGUCAGAAAGACCUUUUACGCUCAACCAUACCAAAAACGAAAAAUAAAAGUGUCAGAGCCACACAGAAACCCGGAAAGACACACUUUACCAGAAUCUUUCGAAUUCGACCAAGAUGAGCCAGAAAUGAGAGUUCUGAAAAGGCUAGGGGGACUUUACAGUAACUUGUUUGGAAUGAUUAAUCAUGAAAUUAAUGACUUUGGGGGUAUGUUUGAUUAGUUAAGUUUGGGAAGUUGAAGGCAUGGGAGGGUAGAGUGAUUGUUCAAAUAAAAACGCGAAAAAAAAUUGGGCGGGGUAAAAAAAAUUAAAUUAUUUUGGGGGUAAAAUUUAAAAAAAAUAUUUUUAUUUCUUGAAACUAUUUAAACACAUCUAUUUAAAAAUUUAUUUUUUUUUAUUUUUAUAUUAUCAUUAGUCUAUAUAAUAAUAUAUAUUCUUAAAUAUUAUAGCUAUAAUAAUACCUUGUCUAUUAGUCAUUAAUUUUGAAGGUUGAGAUUAUCAUUUUAAAUUAUUAUCAAUAAAUAUGUUAAUAAUAUCUAAUUGGCAUUUAAUUUUUGUGUAUUUUCAGGCUAACAGCACUGAAAUUCCACCAGAAAAAGUACAAUACGUAGAGUCAAAACAAAAAACUGAAAUUGAACAGAAUGUUGUCGAGAGUAAUGGUACGUUAGUAGAGAGUAAAAUUCAAAAAAGAUUUAAAAUUUUAAGGAGUAUAUUAAGAUAGAAGUCAGGGCUAGGGCUAACACUAGGGUAAGGCAAAGGAUUACAAGAGGGAACCAAAGUUAAGGUUAGGGACAGACCAAGGGUAGGGCAAAGGUAAGUCAAGGGUAAGGUUAGGGUCAAAGCUAGAGACAAGCUCUGAGUUAGAACUCUGGGCUAGAAACUAGGGAUAGGGCUAGGGCUAGGACUAGGGCUAGAGAAGCUGGGGCUGGAAGCUAGGGCUAGAAGCCAGGUUUACCUUUUUUGGGGUAAACCUCCCCCUAGCUCUAGGCUAAGGCUCUGAACUAGGACUCUGGGGUACGGCUCCGGGCCAGGACUCUGGACUAGGACUCUGGGCUAGGGCUCUAGGCUAGGGCUCCGGGCUAGGGCUCUGGGCUAGGGCUCUGGGCUAGGGCUCUGGGCUAGGGUUCUGGGAUAGUGAUCUGGGUUAAGGCUGACCCUAGGGCUAGAUAUGAACUUAUCUUUAUUUCCUAAUAAUAUGUCUUCAGACGUCACUCAAGCGGAGCAAGUUCAAAUCGCUUUGAACAUUGACGAUGACUUCCGGCAAGCUCAAAAAGAGCAAAAAGCUCAUCCAGGAGUAAACAGUGGUGAUUUACUAAUUAUUCCUAAAACCUCAGCAGAAGAGCUGAUUGGUUGUGGUGCCAAAAACCUUGGUGGUACUAAGCCACCAGCUGUUACCACUACUACCGCGUCGCCUCAAGAUUUAGCAGAGAAAAACAAAAAGAUCGACCAAGUUUUGGAAAAUUUGCGAAAGGUUUUGAAUAACAGUGAUAGUACUUUGUUGAAUAGUUUGAUUGAGAACAAUGGUUCUUCGGAAGGCUUGGCUAAAGAGCUGGUUAAAGCUGCCAUGGUUUCAAGGGAUGAACGAGGUAUGAAUGUUAGACACUAAUUGUUGAGUGGUAGGGUAGGGUAGGGUAGGGUAGGGUAGGGUAGGGUAGGGUAGGGUAGGGUAGGGUAGGCUAGGGUAGGGUAGGGUAGGGUAGGGUAGGGUAGGGUAGGGUAGGGUAGAGUAGGGUAGGGUAGGCUAGGGUAGGGUAGGGUAGGGUAGGGUAGGGUAGGGUAGGGUAGGGUAGGGUAGGGUAGGGUAGGGUAGGGUAGGGUAGGCUAGGGUAGGGUAGGGUAGGGUAGGGUAGGGUAGGGUAGGGUAGGGUAGGGUAGGGUAGGGUAGGGUAGGGUAGGGUAGGGUAGGGUAGAGUAGGGUAAAUUUAGUACCAAAACCUCAAGCUAAUAUUACUACCAAAUCCUACCAAUUUUCAGCUCAACCCGAAAACCUAGCUCCUUCAGCCGAAGAACUAGAAUCUCUUCGUCAAAAAAUUGAGCCCGACGUCUUAAAAAGCAUUGAAGAUCUAGGUCGUACUGAAGACAAAGAAUUUCAAAGUAUGGAAACUCCGGAUCAUGACCUCGAGGCCAUUGGCUCAGGCUUAGAGCCUCCAUCAGAGAAACUAGUACUACUUACUCCGUUGGCUUUAACUGCUCAUCAACAGAUUGUGACUGAGAAGAAGAAUGAUGACAAUGCUGAUAUCGUCAGUGGGUAUACUAAUGAGGAGAAAGAGGAUACAAGUUUAGAAGGUAAAGCAAGGGAAGGCGAGAAAGAAGAUAACAAGAAUGAGGAAGACAAGAAGAAUGAAAAGAAGUUGUUUGUGCUGUCAUCAAAUGAAAAUUUAGAGGCUUUGACUGAAAAUGACGAGCUUUUGCCAAAGGUAAGAGAUGACUUUUUUUGGUUAUUGUGCGACGGGUAGGUAAAAAAACAACUAUUAAAUUUUUUUUAUUACAUUACCCUAGCUUACCCUACCCUGCUCUAUCUCUAAAGAUGUUUAAUAUAGAGUAAAUCUGAAGUCUUUACAGAGUAACGAAACACCAUCCUUCUCGAUAGCUACUAGUACUGUGAUUCCGGAAAGCGAAGAAGAUUUGCCUGAAAUCAAGUCAACCACAGGAACUGAGGUUCAAAUCGGAAAGUCGGCUGUUAAGGUAAGCUAAAAGUUUAUUCAACAAGUGGGCGUAUUUUGCAAAGACAGGGCAAAGGCAGGGCAAAGGCAGGGCAAAGACAUGACAAAGGCAGAGCAAAGCAGACAUUUUUUCAUUUUCUAAUUGUUGUAACUCUUUUGUCAGUAACCAUAUAUUGCCAAAACUGUAACACAAGAUACUUCAUUUUAUGCUUUACAACACGUAUUAGUUUAAAUUUGUAUUUUACAAAGUUUAAAAUUUUUAUUUUUUCAGCUUCCACCACGAAAAUCCCUCUUCCCAGACCUUGACUUCAGCCUCUUAAAAAACAAAAAGCUGGUAAAAGAAGCGGCCGAAAGUGAUAAGAAGCAAAAGAAGCAAGCAGAUGAAGCCUACCAAGCUCUAAAGCGACUGGAUCAAAACUCUUUGGCCGCCAGAAUUGCGGCUUCUGAAGCGGAACGGAAGAAGUUGGAGCAGAAGCCAAACCUAAUGAAACAGCCGGUUACUGUAAAGAAAGUUCAGCAACAGCCAUCGUUGAUCAAGAGUAAGAGCACUGACGAUAUUACGAAGCAACUGGAGAGGAUGUUUUACGACUGGAGCAAUGGUGCUUUUGGGGUUCUAAAUGGGUAG